AUGGCUUUCGCCGACCUCCUUGAGCAGGUGGGCGGCACAGGACGCUUCCAGGCCCUGCAUGUUAGCCUCCUCUGCAUGCCCAUCCUCAUGAUGGCAAGCCACAACCUGCUGCAGAACUUUGUGGCUGCGGUGCCCCCUCACUACUGCAGCACCCACAGAAACCAGUCUCUGUCUGCGUUGAGCCCAGAGGAAAUGCUGACGGUCACGGUACCGUUAGAUGGGACUGGAAAGCCUGAGAGGUGCCGGCGUUAUGUGGCACCACAGUGGCACCUCCUGGUUAAGAAUGGGUCCUCCAGUUCAGACAUGGCGCGAGCCACCCAGGAGCACCCUGAGGCCGACUUGCAGGGCUGCACAGAUGGGUGGUCUUAUAACAUGACUGAAAUGUCCUCCACGAUCAUAUCUGAGUGGCAUUUGGUGUGUGAUCUCCGCUCUUUGAAGCAGAUGGGACAAACCAUAUAUAUGGGAGGUGUACUUGUGGGAGCCAUGGUCUUCGGAGGUCUGUCGGACAGGUUCGGUCGACGUAUCCUGCUGAUAAUCUCUAACCUGCUGUUGGCGGUGGGAGGGACGUGCACUGCCUUCUGUACCUCAUUUACCUUCUUCUGCCUUUUUCGAUUCAUUUGUGGGCUGGCUCUGUCCGGCCUCGUGCUCAACACAUUCUCCCUCAUUGUGGAGUGGAUUCCGACCCAUGUGCGAACGGUGGUGGGCACAGGCACGGGGUACUGUUACACGAUGGGGCAGAUGAUUCUGGCAGUGGUUGCCUACUACAUCCGGGACUGGCGCUGGCUAACGCUGGCCGUCUCCUUGCCUUUCUAUGUCUCUUUCCUGUACUCAUGGUGGUAUCUUGAAUCUGCAAGAUGGUUAGUCCUGAAUAAAAAGUCUGAGCAAGCUGUCAAAAAUCUUAAAGCUGUGGCCCGCUUUAACAGGCAUCAUGAAGAGGGAGACAAAAUUGACAUUAAAAUGCUGCAGGAGUCAAUGAAGAAGGAGGUGGCCUGUUCACAGGGCAGUUAUUCGGCUUUGGACCUGCUCCGCACCCCCAUUAUGAGAAACAUGACAGCUUGCCUCAGUAUUGUUUGGUUUUCAACCAGUUUUGCCUAUUACGGCCUUUCUAUGGAUCUGCAAAAGUUUGGAGUGAACAUCUACUUAAUUCAAGUGAUCUUCGGAGCUGUUGACAUCCCUGCUAAAGUAGUCGUAACGGUGUCUAUGAGUUUUGCUGGGCGGCGGCCAUCACAAUGUGGUGCACUCAUCCUGUCUGGAGUCACCAUUUUGAUCAACCUGUUAGUGCCUUAUGAUAAACAGAUUGUACGUACCUGCUUAGCUGUGCUGGGUAAAGGUUGCCUUGCGGCCUCCUUCAACUGCUGCUACCUGUAUUCUGGGGAGCUGUAUCCCACUGUCAUUCGACAGAACGGCAUGGGUUGGGUGUCCAUGAUGGCACGCCUAGGGGCCAUGGUUGCACCUAUGGUGCUUCUCCUCGGGGACUAUGUAGCAUGGCUGCCAGGUUUAAUCUAUGGAGGGACACCGAUCCUGAGUGGGAUUGCUGCAGUAUUUCUACCUGAGACACUUGGUGCAGCUCUCCCUGACACGAUCCAAGACGUGGAGGAAAGGGGAUAUGGGAAAACCUCUAAAACUUUGCCAAAGGAAGCAGUAUUCCUGCAGGACACCCACGAUAACUUAAUAAAGCAAGCUGCCUGA
Lampris incognitus (smalleye Pacific opah) is the source of this 1689-nucleotide messenger RNA. It is a transcript of the gene slc22a6l, whose product is annotated as solute carrier family 22 member 6, like. The coding region runs from base 1 to 1689 and encodes 562 amino acids. Gene Ontology annotation, biological process: transmembrane transport. The record is from RefSeq and is a predicted model, not a curated record. The transcript is spliced from 10 exons. Lineage: Eukaryota; Metazoa; Chordata; Actinopteri; Lampriformes; Lampridae. Gene Ontology annotation, molecular function: transmembrane transporter activity. Gene Ontology annotation, cellular component: membrane.